AUGUCAUUCUUCAAGAAGCUCGGCGCCGAAUUCGAGUCCUUCCUGGGCGACAAGGACGAAAAGAAAGAAAAGAAAGUAGACAAGCACAGCGAGGCCACCCGCAGCGCCGACCAAUACGGAUACCCCGCGCAGCAGGCACCCUCAUAUAGCGCACCCCCUGCCCACAACCCGUACGGCGUCCCUCCUCCGCACUCAGGGUACGGCGCCCCUCCCAUGCCCCAGCAGUACUACGACCAGAGCCAGGGCCACGCCGCCCCAUCGUACGGCCACGACGGGCAGGCGUACUAUGCGCCGCCUCCGUUCCCACCCCCGGUGCCGGGACCGUCGCAGUGCCCGCCGGGAUUCGUCGCGAGGUUCGAUGAGAACUAUAAGACAUGGUACUACGUGAACGAGCACACUAGGGUAUCGCAAUGGCAUCACCCCAGUGUCGGCGCCGGCGUCAUCUCAGGUGACCGCGGAGUAGAAAGCCACGGCGCCCCCCACGGCUACUACGCCGCGCCCCCUCACGACCCACACAGCGGCGGCCACGGGUACGACGCACAUAGCGGCGGCCACGGCCACGACUCGCACGGCGGUCACGGCUACGACGGCCACUACGAAGAGCACAAGGAGAAGAAGGACAAGAAGGACAAGAAGAAGGACAGCGGCAACACGGAUAUGCUGGUUGCUGGUGCGGCCGGUCUGGUUAUCGGUGGUGCUGCCGGUGCGCUGAUUGCGCAUGAGAUGACGGAGGACGAUAACGAGGAGGCUGCUGAGAGGGCUGCUGAGGCGGUUGAGGAGGCGCAGGAGGAGGAGCAUGAGUCCUCGUCGGAUGAGGAAGAGGAGGAGGAUUGA
Messenger RNA from Morchella importuna, 834 nucleotides. RefSeq lists its product as uncharacterized. The record is from RefSeq and is a predicted model, not a curated record. The transcript has 4 exons. The coding region runs from base 1 to 834 and encodes 277 amino acids. Gene Ontology annotation, molecular function: protein binding. Lineage: Eukaryota; Fungi; Ascomycota; Pezizomycetes; Pezizales; Morchellaceae.